AUGUCUCAAAGUCGAGUAGGAGUUGCUCCCAAAUUAAGUCUAGGAAAAAAUGAUAAGCCUAGACCUAGCUCAUUGGAAUUGAGUGAUGAUAGAAAUUCAGACCUUGCAUUGCGGAUUGUAAGUCCAGGGUUGCCCGCUUUGAAUGAAGAAAUGAAAUCCACGAUAAAACUUUCCCAGAAAAUUGAACAACAGCAAAAAAAUCUUAUUGCAGCAAGACACUCCAAUAGUGGUAGUGCAGGUGUUGAGGACCUGUCAACAAACGGCGGUGAAACAGUUGUGAUAAGUGGACCCAGUAGCACAUUACCAGAUGAGAUGGACAAGUUGUCGACACCAACCAAUAUCAAGAGAUUAAAGAGAGAAAAUAUUCCUACCCCGUUGAAAAUGAACAUGGGGCCAUCCGCCAAUCCUACAAUUCAAUCGGCACCUAUAAGACAGAGUAGGGUGCCUAUGGGGUCGAGAGCAUAUCCAAAGAGAUAUGUGCCCUACCAGAUUCAAGUGCAACACCAGAAUGCUCAUCCGUAUGCCCAAGCACCCAACAGAAGAUAUCGGUACAUGCUUCCACAACCAGUUGCAUACACUGGUUAUCCUGGGGGUGUACAGGGCAUGCAAAGGGUCAGAAUGACUCCCUAUACCAGUGCUGGACGUUAUUUUCCUAUCCAUCACCCUAGGGCUGUUGCCAGCUUUGGAAUGGCCCAUCCCACAGCCGUAUACCACAGGCAACCCAAAUCCAACACCGUGACCGAUGUAUACCACGGAGACUACACGAAAGCGGCGCCUUUGCAAUCACAACCUCUAUCAUCCCAGCGCGAAGUAUUUGAUAAGUCUGAUGAACCUAGCCACGACGAAAUGGACGACGACAGAAUGCCUGUGUCAGAGGACGAAAUUAGAGAAAUGCAAGAAAAAUACAAUAAUGACGUUGAAAGUACAGCCAUCGACAUCGAGGAUGAGCAAAAUGCAGCCUUCGCAAAGGAUGAACCCAGAGAACAAGUGUUCGGCUCGAUAAAUCUCAUGAAUGAGAGUGUAUUUAACUUUAAGAUCUUCAGCCAAAAUCCUUCAUCGCCUGAUGAGACAUCUGAUGGCAAAGAAGACUUAGCCAGAGAUAAGGAAAAGUUUUUAAAGAUUUGCGAGACAAGUUGGGACGAAUUUAUUAGCAGUAAAAUGUAA
Debaryomyces fabryi is the source of this 1164-nucleotide messenger RNA. RefSeq lists its product as uncharacterized. The transcript has a single exon. The coding region runs from base 1 to 1164 and encodes 387 amino acids. The record is from RefSeq and is a predicted model, not a curated record. NCBI's taxonomy places the organism in Eukaryota, Fungi, Ascomycota, Pichiomycetes, Serinales, Debaryomycetaceae.